This is a messenger RNA of Rotaria sp. Silwood1, 1689 nucleotides long. Lineage: Eukaryota; Metazoa; Rotifera; Eurotatoria; Philodinida; Philodinidae. The record is from the annotation of a GenBank genome assembly.
AUGAAUGACGGUAUGAUACUUCAAACUCAAUUUGGAUCCUCUCGUAAUGUUGAUCCAACUAUUGUUUCUAUACCAUCUGUUACAUCACUACCAUCAUUAGUACCAAAAAAGAAAAAAUAUUUUUAUCAAUAUGUACUUUUUGGUAUAAUUUGUCUUUUUUUGCUCGUUAUUCUUAUUCUGGCAGCUAUAAUUGUUUCAAAAAUUGAUUCAUAUUCUGCAAUACGGAUUGAAUCAUCAUCAUCAUCAACAACAACAACAACACCAAUUACUAAUCAACCAUCGAAAAAAAAUCAAUCAUCUUCAUUAGUUGAUUCAAUUACACUGGAACAUAUGCUUAUUCAUCUUCGUCAAUUUCAAAGUCGUGCUAUAGGAACAAUGUCAUUUAAUCGAACAAUCGAUUAUCUUACAUCACAAUUAAAUACAGAAAACAAUUUUAUUGUUGAAAAAUAUUAUUUUUCUGUUCCUCGUACUGAACUCGCUGAGUAUCCAAUUCUUAUAGCUUUCCCUAAUAAAUCCAAUGCAUCCAUAUUUACAUAUCCAAAAGAUUUUGUACCUAUGGAUCGAUCAGCUGAAGCUCGAAAUUGGUCAUUUAUUAAUGGUCGACCAUUGUCUGUUGUUGCACGUUUAGGCUGUUAUUUGAAGGAUUGGAAUACGACUAAAGAAGGUGAUGUAGCUUUAGUUCGACGAGGUAAUUGUACAUUUACAGAUAAAAUUCUUUUGGCAAUGAAUAAACGAGUUAGUGCAUUUCUUGUUUAUAAUGAUGGACUAACAAUGGAACGUCUUGAACCAUUAAAUAAUAUUCGAGCACCAAGAAAUAAUACUUUGCCAGCAUUAUUUCUUUCAUAUGCAGCAGGCAUGCAUCUUAUUCUGGAAAAUACUUCUCGUAUUUAUAUGCGAUUAGAAUUUCGAUCACUACCACCGACUAUUGUAACUAAUGUAUGUGCAGAUACAAAAGUAGGCGAUUCAAAUCGAACAAUUGUUGUUGGUAGUCAUAGUGAUAGUGUAUCGACAGGUCCUGGUCUAAAUGAUAAUGGAAGUGGCAUGGCAGCUACAUUAGCCAUUGCAUUGAAUUUAGUUCGUUUACUUGUUCAUUCAAAUUAUGCAACAAAUAUGCGUUCACGUAUUAAAUUUUGUUGGUGGGGUGGCGAAGAAGCUGGUCUAUUAGGUUCAACAGAUUUUGUACGACGAGCAAAAAUAGAUGGUUCACUUGGAUUGUAUUCUGUAAAUCUUAAUUUUGAUAUGUUAGCAUCACCAAAUUUUUUUUUCGGUAUUUAUGAUGGUAAGACGGCAAAUAAUGAAACAACACCAGCACGUGCUCUACCUGGUAGUAAUCGAAUAACACGUUUAUUUAUUGAUUAUUUUGAACAAAAUCGUUUACCGUGGGAUUAUACAGAGUUUGAUGGUCGAAGUGAUUAUGGUCCAUUUCUUGCUGAAGGUAUAGCUUGUGGUGGUUUGUUUGCUGGUGCUGACGAUACUAAAACUCAAGAACAACGUGAUCGAUAUUUAAAAAUGUUAGGUUCAACAUUAGGUGGAAUGGCAAAUACAAAUCAUGAUCCAUGUUAUCAUGGAAAAUGUGAUACAUUAGAAAAUCUUAAUACAUUUGCUUAUUUACAUAUGGUUAAAGCUGCCGCCCAUGCUAUUGAUUUUCUUGCACAACUUCAAGAUCUUAAUCAAUGGCUUUAUCCCUAG